AUGUUCUUCAUGUUAUGCAUCUUCUUGUACUUCAUGGCCAUUAUACUGAAUGCCUUCUUCACCGUUCCUCAUGUCCGAGAGAACCCUCGCUAUAUACUGUUUAUCCACAUGCUUGUCAAUGAUCUUGUAUAUCUAACUGUUUCAUUUUUUCUCUUCCUGUCUCUUUUGUGCGCGGUAUACAUGCCUGUGCUGGUUUGCUACACAAUCAUCACCUUCUCCACGUGCACAUUUAGUAUUACUCCGUACAAUUUGGCGGUCAUGUCUUUAGAACGUUAUGUAGCCAUUUGCCAUCCAUUAAGACAUGCGGAAUUGUGCACUGCACAGAGAUCUAGUAUUGCUAUCGCCAUCAUGUGGACAGUGGGGCUUAUUCCACAGCUCCCCGAUUUUAUUGCAUUUUGUUUUACUGUGGAGAAACGCGUCUUUUCAAUCAGUAUCCUCUGCAACUGGCCACUGCUAAUAGUGAAUGAGGUACAGGUGGUCUUAAGAACAGUAACCAUAGUAAUUAGCUUUUCUGUGGUUGUACUGAUAAUCGGCUACACGUACAUCAAAGUUAUGCUGGUGGCUAAGAGGAUUGAUUCUGGGAAAUCUGCUUCUAAGGCUGGAAAAACUGUCCUGCUCCACGCGUUUCAGCUCAUGUUGUGCAUGUUGUCUUUAUUGAAUUCAUAUACUGACAAAUAUUUGUCACCAUAUUUUUACUAUAUGCCAUUAAUCAACUAUUUCCUGCUUACGUGUAUUCCCAGAUUUAUAAGUCCAUUAAUUUAUGGAAGUAGGGAUGAAGUUCUAGGUAAACGUAUGAGAAAUGCGUGCACUUCACAAAGGUCCCUAUCUGGAAACUUUUGA
This is a messenger RNA of Pseudophryne corroboree (corroboree frog), 840 nucleotides long. RefSeq names its product odorant receptor 131-2-like. The coding region runs from base 1 to 840 and encodes 279 amino acids. Gene Ontology annotation, cellular component: membrane. Gene Ontology annotation, molecular function: olfactory receptor activity; odorant binding; G protein-coupled receptor activity. The record is from RefSeq and is a predicted model, not a curated record. The transcript has a single exon. NCBI's taxonomy places the organism in Eukaryota, Metazoa, Chordata, Amphibia, Anura, Myobatrachidae. Gene Ontology annotation, biological process: detection of chemical stimulus involved in sensory perception of smell; G protein-coupled receptor signaling pathway.